This is a messenger RNA of Penicillium cataractarum, 2010 nucleotides long. RefSeq names its product asparagine synthetase B family protein. The record is from RefSeq and is a predicted model, not a curated record. Gene Ontology annotation, cellular component: cytosol. Bases 1 to 2010 code for a protein of 669 amino acids. NCBI's taxonomy places the organism in Eukaryota, Fungi, Ascomycota, Eurotiomycetes, Eurotiales, Aspergillaceae. Gene Ontology annotation, molecular function: asparagine synthase (glutamine-hydrolyzing) activity. The transcript is spliced from 6 exons.
AUGUGUGGAAUCAGCGCCGUUCUUUCGCUGAGAGGCUGCCCCGCACCAUCGAGCGAUGACCAGCUAAAAGUACUCGAUGAUCAACUCAGUGCGAGUUUAGAUUUAAUUCAGCAUCGUGGACCCGAUGCGAGAGGAACAUGGAAUAGUGGGGAUGGCAAUGUUUACCUAGGACAUGUUCGACUGUCCAUCGUCGACCUUAGUCCACAGGCGAACCAACCGUUCCAUGACAGGGUAGAUGAGGUCUACGCAGUAGUAAACGGCGAGCUAUACGAUGACGAAUACUAUCGAGAGCUUCUUGGCAGCGAGUACGACUUCCAUAGUCGCAGCGACUGCGAGAUUGUACUGGCUCUCUAUAGACAUUACGGUCUCUCCUUUGUGUCCUAUCUUCGAGGCGAGUUUGCUUUGAUUUUAUGGGAUGCUCGCAGAAAGGUUUUCAUUGGAGCGAGGGACCGAUAUGGAGUCAAGUCGCUCUACUAUACCGUUGUGAACAAUCGGUUACUUGUGGCAACUGAGAUGAAAUGCUUUCUCCCAUUCGGGUGGAAGCCGGAGUGGGAUGUCCAAGGUCUCAGAGAGUGUGGGUGGAUUUUCGGGGCAGGAACGCUUUUCAAAGGGGUUCAAUCGCUUGUGCCCGGUCAUUAUAUCAUGAGCCGAGACUUUAAGCCCAUUCAAGAUGCGGUCUACUGGGAUAUUGAAUACCCCGACAAGCGAAUGCCUGAACCCCGAUCGGAAGAUGAGAUGAUCGAAGGCGUGCGGGCUCGUCUGAUGGAAGCCGUCAAGAUUCGCCUUCGCGCCGAUGUACCUUUGGGAAUCUAUCUCAGUGGUGGAAUCGAUUCCUCUGCAGUGGCUGGUAUGGUGGCCCAUCUUGUCAAGGAAGAGGGGACUCGACUUGGCAAUGAUGACAGCCAUAUUCUCUCGCGAAUCAAAUGUUUCACGGUGCAGUUCGACAAGGAUAGCGGGGCUGAUGAGUCAGACAUUGCACAGCGUACAGCCGAGUGGCUCGGCAUUGACUUUCAUCCGGUACCAGUGACCGAGGAUGUUAUUGUUUCCAAAUUCGAGGAUACUGUUUGGCACAGUGAAACACCCAUGCCAGAUACAAAUGGCAUAGGAAGACUUGCCAUGGCCGAGGUUGCCAAAUCCCAUGGCAUCAAAGUGAUUUUAACUGGAGAGGGAUCCGACGAGAGUUUCGCCGGAUACAAAGAUUUAACUCAAGAGUUCUUGCUUGAAACUGAUCACUCGUGGCCCUCUUCCUUAUCCGGGGCCGAGCUCACAGAGCUUAAACAGAAGCUCAAAGCCUCUUAUUCUAUGCCAGGGCUGCCUGAGAUUGGCAAAGGACUGCCUGAAUCGACAAGUCGAAUGCUGAAUAACACCACAAUGUUAAGCAGGCUUUUAAUUAUCGGUCGCCUUCCCUUCGCAAAAUGGACAGACAUCUACACAACCACACGCCCUGAAACUGCCCAUGUUGAAAGCAUUGAUGGGCGAGUUCGAGAUGCCAUUAUGAACCGCUGGCAUCCACUUCAUAGUGCAGAAUACGUCUGGACCAAGGGGUUUUUCUGCAAUUUGCUCCUGCGGUAUCUUGGCGAUAACAUCGAUAUGGUCCAUCACGUUGAGACGAGACCUCCAUUUUUAGAUCACCAUUUAUCAGAGUAUGCUAACAGUCUACCUCCGAGCCUGAAGAUCAAAUAUUCGCCGUCCGACGGGUCAUUUACGGAAAAGUAUGCCUUGCGAGAGGCGGUUUGUCCCUUCGUUACAGAUGAGAUCUACAAGCGGAUGAAGAAGCCCUACCUUGGACCCACAACAUUUCAAGUAAACGGGGCUCUGCAUCGAUUGUUUCGCCGUCUAACUUCCCGAGAGAAUGUGGAUGCGCUUGGGUUUGUGGAUUGUGAAAAAGUACAGGACCUUGUGCGGAAGGCUUUUGAAGAAAACGAUCCUUGGGCUUUCCGAGCCGCGUUUAGUGUCUGUCAAUUUGUGGUACUCUCGCAAAAGUUUGGAGUUGCAAGAGCCACAGUUUGA